Molecule: messenger RNA, 1083 nt
Organism: Fundulus heteroclitus (mummichog)
Lineage: Eukaryota; Metazoa; Chordata; Actinopteri; Cyprinodontiformes; Fundulidae
Exons: 3
Coding region: 166-726 (186 amino acids)
Source: RefSeq, a predicted model, not a curated record
GCCAGAAAUGGGGGGUGUCCAACAAGGACUGACAAAAGAUGGUGGGUGUCACCAUGGCAGCGGUCAAACCGUUUGGGUCACAUGGUUGGGGAGCUCUCUUGAAUCUGGAAAGAGGAGGCUUGGAGGAGUCUUUAUUCCCACUUUUUGGAUGCCAAUGGCAGCAGAAUGAGUGAAGCCCAGCAGGACCGAGCCCUGGUGGCAGAGAGACUCCGUCUGAACAGCACGGCAGCUUUUGAACAUCAGGACGGGGAGGUGAACGUGCCCAUGUUUGAGAUCAGAGUGUUUAACAUCGUCAUCCUCGGCCUGGCCUUGACCGUCCUCAUCGUUACUGGCCUCUACUGCAUCAGCAUCUGCUACAGCCGCAGCAGGCAGUCAAAGAGAGCCCACGUUUACGAGAGCGCCGUGACGCGUGGCGAGCCGGACACUCCUGUUGCGGUGAAAGCUGUGAAGCGGUCCACCAGCUUCAUCAACCCUCUGGCUUUCUUCAGGAGACCAGACGCCGCGAAGGACAACUCCAGGGUCUACUACAUCUACAGCAACCCUCUGCCUGUGGGAUUAAACGAGGAAGAGGAGGAGGAACACAAAAAAGCCACCAGCAGCUGCAGCAGCAGCAGCAGACCACAGGAGCAGCCUGUGCUGACCAUGCCACCGUCGUUACAUGAGUAUACCCGUGACCCCAGCAGUGGAUUCGUCCUGGACCCUCCCAUAUUUUACCUGCAGCUUUAAACAAUUAGAAGAUUAUUUGCUCUGAAGUCAAGUCUGUGGUCUGUAGUUUGACCCCUGCCACUUCCAGAGGCAUGGAUGGUCUGUUUCUUCAUCUGUUUUGUUCAUGCAAUGAAAUUAGGUUGGCAUGAGCCAAGGGACAGGAUGGGAUUUUAACUUUAUGGUAACCUAGAGAAAAAAUACCACGUCUGGUUGUACUGGCAAUCGGCUUAAGCCGAGUUUGUACAGAGAACAUUUUCCUGAGUGAACAUUUAAAUCUGUUAAGUGCCUACUCAAAUAUAAUUCUUCAAACUGGACAAAAUAAAAAGGUUCUUGACAAACAAACAACAAUUUGAAUUCCAUUUGAACCAACAGAGCAGA